Metopolophium dirhodum (rose-grain aphid) is the source of this 4583-nucleotide messenger RNA. RefSeq lists its product as uncharacterized. The transcript has 7 exons. The record is from RefSeq and is a predicted model, not a curated record. Gene Ontology annotation, molecular function: signaling receptor activity. Bases 75 to 2498 code for a protein of 807 amino acids. Lineage: Eukaryota; Metazoa; Arthropoda; Insecta; Hemiptera; Aphididae.
CGUGCUCGCAGUCAUUCCACGGACACCACCACUGAUACACAUCCGUAGAGCACAGCACCAGCAGCAGCAGAGCCAUGGGUACGUUCCGACAACGGAUGGUCGCGAUCGCAACGGUCCUCGCCGUAUUCGCCGCUGCGCCGAGUGUUUCGAGAUCGGUGAACAUCAGCAGUUCUUGGUUAUUGCCGCAAAACGAGUUUCCGGUUUUCUAUCGACAUUUCAGAGACAGAGUGACAUGGUUCGAAGCGGACGCUGUAUGCCAAUUUCACCACGCUCAACUGGCCACAGUUGAAUCUAACAGUCAGUUUGAGGCAAUACGUAGUUAUCUGAAGGAAUUAGACGUGAUCGAGAAUGUUUGGAUUGGUUUGAAGCGGAACAGUGAGGCUAGUGAAUUCACAUGGACUAAUUACCAGCCACUUGCAAGGAGCGGAUACUUUAGAGAAGAAGUUCCACGUUCAUCGGACCCAGUUUGCGUUGUCACUGACCCUACGGCCAACUUCAAAUGGCACAGCUUACACUGUGGAGGCCCCGAAGUAGCAUCAUUCGUUUGCGAACUUCCAGUUCCAUAUUGGGCGUCCAAGAAUAACGGUUGCAUGACAAGUAUGAUGGAAGGUAUGACAGUAACUUUCUUGCCGGAACGUCCUGCUAUUCAACUCACUAAGGAAUGCAGUCCAGGUGUCUCCAAAAAUGUUACUUGCAAAGGAAACAUGAAACAAUCUGAAAUAAUCGAAAAAUUGAGCUGUCCAAAUUCUAAUAAGCCACUGAAGACGUUAUUUAAACCGGUCAAACCUGAAAUAGUUGAUAUUAAGCUAAAAACAACAACCUCAAGCUCAGAAUCUGAUGUUGAAGACUACGCCAUCGAAAUGGCCACGAUUGCUCAGUACAACGACGAAACGUUCCAGUCGAUAUCUAAAGUGAUGGGUCGCGGUAGUGGUGGCAUCAUCAACUUGCCACAAGAGAUGUCGAUCGCCCAAGAACCGAUAAAAUCUUCGGGCCGAGGAAGUUUCGACACCAACGGCAUUGAUUCGGCAUUUAUCGGUGGCCAGGUCGAGGCCACCAGCACCGGCGUUAGUAGCAUCAGCGCCAGUACCAGCACUAGCACUAGCACCGCCAGCUCCGUAUCCAGCACGAGCACCGUAACCAGCGCUAGCACUACCAGCACUACUAGCCCCACACCGAAAAGCGAACCAAAAACCUCAUCGACGAUGACCAUGAAGCAAACGACGACACCGACACCUAUUGCAACCGCUACCGAGACCAUGACUCAUACCGGUUCGGUCACCUAUAGUACAGCGUCCGGCACCACGACCCAUGCGACCACAGUAAAUAAAGCGACCACCUCGGCCACAAAAACCGGCACAACCGGUCGCACUGUGACAACCGUUGGCGGCCAGCCGACUGGAACCCCGACCACUACCAGUAACAGUCAUCAUAAUCGCCAACGUGGAAACUCGGCCUACACGACCACCGCUAACACCAACGCCAACGCCCCAAUCUACGCUACCACCACCACCCUGCCCAGGAGCCGGCCGACCGUACAGAUUACGACCACCGAGAAGAUACACACCGUGGCCAAAAUGCUGACCGCCGAGACCGGUGACGUCCGCCGGGCCAACGGUCACCGUCCAACCACAGCCACGCUGGCAGCCAUCGCGACGGUCGUGGCUAAAAUACCAUACACUGUGGCCUCCACCUCGGCCACCAGCACUACCAGCCGUCCACUGAACGCACUGCGGUCAUACGCCAAUUUCGGUGACGGAGACGUGGCCACCACGAAGGACGCCCCGACCACCGAGCCACCGAUUCACGUGUACAAGAAAAUCGAUUUCCCCGGAUUGCCGAUCAAUGACAACGGAGAUUACGUGCGCAAGCCUACUGCCACUCAGUUUUCCAGCACCCCGGCCACCACAUUUUCCAGUCCCGUCACCAGGAACAGUAACAGUGGGGCGACUACGCGUUAUUCGACACCGCUGACCAUAGCCGCUUCUACCACCAUCAGCGCUUCUGCCAAACCUGCCGAUGCCCUCAACAACACAUACCCUGCCGCCGCCGAAACAGCUACCACUAACAUGGUAUCCGACACAUCGUCACCCGUGGCCUCCGUUACCGUCGACGAAUCAGAUGACGACACCAACAACUGGAACCUCAUCCCGUCGUCCCCUUCGUCCCUACCCUCCAAAACUGCCAACGACGCUGUCACUGCCACCACGACCAGUGCCUCCGUAACUACCGCGUUCGAUGUCACGUCCACCGCCACUGAUGUAGCCACCGCCACCGUCACCGCCGCAACCACUACAACCGCCAGGACAACCUCCACCAUCACUCCCACUGAGAGCACCUCCACCGUCGCAGCCACUACAACCGCCGCUCCCGCUAACCACCGGAAAAUCGCCAACUACGACGCGUACACCGAUCACCCCAAUCGCAGUCGUCACAUAGUCCGCCCCAAACAGCAGCAUCACCACUCCUACCCUUACAUCUUGUACAGACUUUUGGGAUGAACGGUGUCCUAUCUCUUAUCCCCCCCUCCAUGCACUUACGAUAAGUAAUGACCGUGAUAUAUCACCAAAAACAUUUUAUUACCUGCUCACCUCAUAUCUGUUGUCGUCCUCACCCCUAAGGAUCGCCCUGAACACAAAAUACAUUCAUUACAAUAUAUUUGGGUACAUAAAAUAUUUCACUGUUCUAAGUUAUUUCCUUCUGCAGUAUGUCCCACCACAGUAACAAAUAACAAUCUACAGGUGCAAACAUUUUCUCAUAAAGUGCUCAAUUCGCCAUUUUGCAACACAAAUUCUUUUACGUUCAAGUCAUUUUCAACCACAAGUAUUUCAGAUUUCAGAAACCUUUGGCCAAAGAUUGGCACGUCUACUUCUCACAGAAACACGAUGCAUGAUAAUAAUUAACAAACUGGUUGGUUUUCACACUACAUAACAUCCAAAAUAAAUUUAGGUCUAGGUAUAUACAAUUUACUCCAAUUUGAUUUCAUUCGAAACCAUAAUUUCAUAAUCCUUACUCACCCCAUCUCAGUUCUCGACCAAUAACUAAAAUAAUUAAAAUUAAAAUGUCACUAUAGAUACAAAUCCUAAAAGAAGCACAGGCAAAAAAUUGAUGUUCUAGCCAGGCAAAGAGUUAUGUUUUUGGAAUACAAUGAUCUAAUUCAAAUUCAAAUAUAUUCCGUUAAUUCUGAUUUUGAAACUAAAAAUUAAAACAAAAUAACUGCACCUUCUUACAGAUAUAAUAAUGAUAUUCAAUGGGAACACCUUCUCAUUUAAAAUGUUUUUUAUUGCCUUUAAUCAGCUUGCUUUAUUCAAAACGCACUUAUUUGAUUAUACAUUAUCAACGAUAUUUUAGAUUUGUCAAUAGUUAUGAAUUUUAAUUUAUAAUUAAUUAGUUUAUACCACUUUUUCAAUUUUUACCACAUAUAUAUUUUUUUUUUAUAAUAUAAAUAUCAAAAAUUUGAAUAAACUAUUUAUUUAAUUGCCUAAUCAAAAUUAAUGUAAUUAAUAGUAACAAUAAUUAUGUGCAUAAAUUAAAUAAUUAAUAAACAUAAUAGUAUACAAUGGUAUUAUAUACAUAAUAAAAAUAAUUACAGACAUUUGAAUAGAUUAGGCCCAUUUCUAUCCAACUAUUUUUAUAAUCAUCAUAUAAUAUAGGUAAAUAUAUGUAAGUUAACUCAUUCUGAGCAGGUACCAUUUGGUAUUUUUAAAUUUUAAACACAGACGAAUUCAUUAAUAUUAAAGACACAACGAUUUUGUAUGGCUCGAGACAUUUUUUCAAACCUAGCUUAUCCAAAUUCCGGUAAUCGAGUGUAUUUAUAGGCAUGUAGUAGGUAUUUGAAAUUAUUUCCAUAAAAAUGUAUCAAGCUAAAACUGUCAAAAAUAUAUUAUUAAAUAUCAUGUUCAUUAUGACAUCAAAUAUUAAAACAUUACGUACCUAUAUAACCUAUAUUAUCUUAUUACACAUAUUUACAAAUUGUUCACUUCGUGCGGUGAAACUAUUAAAGAUACAACACUGUAAGUUUAUUAUUAUUUAAUCGCCAAAAAUAGUAUUAUAUAAUAUACAAAAACACAUUAAUUGGUAAAUAGGUAGUAGCUUAGGUUCCAAAAAAAAGAAAUAUUUUCCACUAUUAAAGUAGUUUUUACUGUGAAAACAUUUUCUAGCAUUUGAUAUAUUUAUCUCGUUUGGCUAAAUUCAUAUAACAAUUACAGUUUUAUAUAUAACUUUCUAUAAACAUAUACGUAUAUAUUUUUUCUCUUACAUAGAAAACAUAAUCUUUAGAUAUCUAAUAAUUUUGAACGAAAUGUAAAAUUGUUAAAUAUAUAAUUAAAAUGUGGUCAGCGGAUUCUACACAGAGUACCGGAAAAUGUUUGCUUUUAUUAACUCAACAAUAUCAUAUUAUUGUAGGUAACAGGAAGUCGAUUCGUCGUAAUAUAGCUUUAAGACGAUUUGAUUAUUAAUUAUUAUAAACAAUAUUGUAGUUUGUUAUUAAAAUAUACCUAUUUAGUAGUUAGUCAUUGAAGGUAUUGUGUUUGUCAAUUUGUAGUCAUAUGUAGUAUUUUGAAAUAUAAUAAUCUUUGCUGUCUAAA